Messenger RNA from Acanthoscelides obtectus, 7238 nucleotides. The record is from the annotation of a GenBank genome assembly. NCBI's taxonomy places the organism in Eukaryota, Metazoa, Arthropoda, Insecta, Coleoptera, Chrysomelidae.
GCCAACGAAUCUGCUGUGAUCCAAAAACACAAAAAACAAAGUGAUCGUUUUCUUGUUCCAACGCGUUUGUUUACGAGCAACAGCUGUUGGUUCAAAAAAUAAGUCGGUUCAUUAUUUGAGUAGUUCACUAUACAGCAUGCUCACUAUAUCGCGAGUCAGUCCUUAAAUAACCGCGAUUGACUUGAGUCGUACAGGAAAUGUUCUCUGUCACCUUCAUUAUAUUUAGAGUAGGUCAGGAACGUGUAUAAUGCCGUUUUAUUUUUAUCUAUUGCAGGUCAUGCUGGAUAACAUCAAGCACUCAAUAGUUCUUCUACAGAUUGCCAAGAAUACCGCCCACCCUGUAAAUGGCAUCUACCCCAGGCCAGGUCCGUCUAACAUCCCAUCACAGGAAUAUGCUCCUUCGGUAGCGGCGGCCUCCUUGGCAGUUCCUGACAUGUCAUACUCCAGCUCAGAAGGGGAGGAUGAUUUCUUUGAUGCGAAUGACUCGCCCUUCACGCCUGGAAGCCAGCUACCAACACCUACUAGUCUGAGGUCGUUCGAUUCGGAUGCGGCGACACCUGUACCUGUAGCUAACAAACCAACAGCACUGAACAGUGCCAGGCAACCACCCCAAACAGGAAGGACCGAACCUAGAAAAUUGGACGAGGGGGAAUUAGAUUACGAUGCUCUGUAUGAGGAUAAUGAUGAAGACGACAUAGAAUUAGAGAGUCAUGGUUCGGUAAUUAGGCACCUGCUGUCCCAAGUAAAAAUUGGUAUGGACCUGACUAAAGUUGUAUUGCCUACGUUUAUAUUAGAGAGGAGAUCCUUGUUAGAAAUGUAUGCUGAUUAUUUUGCACAUCCAGAUAUGUUCGUUAAGAUAGCAGAAUUGAAGGAUCCCCGAGACAGAAUGAUCCAAGUAGUAAAAUGGUAUCUGUCGUCGUAUCAUGCCGGUCGUAAAAGUGCGGUAGCGAAAAAACCGUACAAUCCAAUCCUAGGCGAGAUUUUCCGUUGUCAUUGGGACGUGCCCAACGGGAACGGGGAUGGCAAGGAUGAUCCUGUUGAAGAUGGACCGGUACCGUGGUGUAAAAGGAGCCAGCUGACGUUUGUUGCCGAACAGGUGUCGCAUCAUCCGCCAAUAUCUGCCUUUUAUGCCGAACACUACAACAAAAGGAUAAGUUUCAAUGCUCACAUAUACACAAAGUCCAAAUUUCUUGGACUCUCUGUAUGCGUAUACAACAUUGGUGAGGGUGUCGUCAGCGUUAUAGACUACGAUGAAGAAUAUGUUGUCACAUUUCCUAACGGAUAUGGCAGGUCCAUAUUAACAGUGCCAUGGAUAGAACUAGGAGGUACAGUAGUGAUAGACUGUCCUAAAACCGGGUAUCAUUGUACAAUAGAAUUUAUAACAAAACCUUUCUAUGGCAACAAAAAGAACAAGGUAUCGGCAGAAAUAUUUGCGCCUGAUGAGAAGAAACCUUUUCUUACAAUAUCCGGAGAAUGGAACAGUGUAAUGGAGUAUAAAUGGACUGAAAGGGACAUGGAAGAGCACAUCGACGUGAACAACCUCAGCGUGAUCAAGAAACAAGUGCGACCAAUCAGGGAGCAGGAAGAUAAUGAAUCUAGGCGGCUUUGGAAAGAAGUGACGGCCGGUUUGAAGUUCAAUGAGAUUGACAAGGCGACAAAUGCUAAACAGGCCUUGGAACAAAAGCAACGUGACGAGGCUAAGGAGAGGAAGGAUCGGGGUCAUGAGUGGAAUACUAGGCUGUUCACGAAGCUAGGAGAAGAUUCCUAUGUGUACAAAAAACCUCUCCGUCAGAGGCUAAACUCGCAGACAUCGAACACUUGAGAUGGGGAACCGGCGACUGACAGUUGACAGAUGUAAGUCGCGACGUCACACAUACACACACCUACUGUGCUUUUCUGGACUGUGUUUACUAGAAAACGCCCACACACACACACACACACAUUUUGUCUGAGUUGUUAGUGAACUGUGAUAUGAAACAAAAAAUGGUAUGCUUUAGGUUUAUACCCUAUGCAAAGUAGGCGGAAUGACUGGUUUCACGUGACAUUUAAUUCAUAUAUUUGCUGUUCUGUAUAAAUUUACCCAAGGUUCUAAUUUUCUAAUAGUUCAAACCUCGCCCAAAUCAAAUAUUAAAAUCGUAGAAAUGAUACACAGAACCAGAACAAAUAGCAAACAAAAAUAUGGUCACGGUUCGUUCCUCAUCUCCAUAGGAGCCUUAUAUAGUAGUUUUACUUAUCAUAAAGAUUUUUUUUUUGUUGUAAAUGACAAUGUAAAGACAACCUUGGAGCUAGACAAAAGGCAAUCAGGGGCACCGUUCCUCCGUCCUACAGUUUUCAGGGCUGCCAGAAUCUUAGGGAUGAAUUUUCAAAAUGGUUUCUCGUUUCCUUGUUAGCUUAGUACUUUUCAGAUCUUAGUACUAUGCCACGAAAAACCAGCCAGGUCCGCUACUAUGGUACGGUUGGACAACUGAAAAACGACUGGUCUAAAAACUAGAAUAAAUCGUUUUGUAGGGGUACCACCCAAUCCAAUAUGGCAAUUUCAAAUCCUAAUUUUAUGCGUCAAAUGAUGAGCCGUGUUUAUACAGGGUGUUUGGAAUGUCGAAAAAAGUCUUGGUAGGGCAGACCAUUUAGAGUCUUUUAAGCCAAACAUACCUCAGUACAAAGUCUUACAGUUUUCGAGAUUUUCGGAUCUUCAAAUUUAAAUCAUAAAUUAGUAAACGAAACAAAAUAAAGUAUUGAAACAUGCUUUAUUGGUGUUCAAAGUGAAAACCAUUGUUUCUAAUACAUGCUCGAGCUGUACGUGUUACUUCGGCAGUUUAUAUAUUUUUAACUUGUCUUGCUGCAUUAAAUAAAAAGCCUCUCGAAUUUUUCUUAUUAAAUGGUCUCGUGAUACGAUUUCUACAGUAUAAACUAACAGUUUAGCCCGCCCCCAGACAUAGAAAUGCAAUGUUGUCAAGUCCGGGGAUCUAGCAGGCCACGGAAUCGGUCCACCUCUGCCUAUUCAGCUGUUUGGAAAAGUAUCGUGCAAAUAUUGUCUUACGUCUAAGCGGAAAUAAGCUGGACAUCUGUCGUGUUGGAAUAGAAUUUGCAUGUCAUCUGGAAUUUCUACUCCUACAAAUAAUUCGGGAAGAUCAUUUUGCAAAAAGGGUAGAUAUCUGUCGCCGUAUAAUCUUUCAGGCAAAAAAUGAGGACCGAUUAAUCUUUGUCCUAUGAUGGCGGCCCAUACAUUAACGAAAAAUUUGUGCUGGAAAGACGCCUGUUUUUCCAGUGUGGAUUUUCCUGCUUAUCAGUUCAUUGAUGCAAAUUGUUAAAAUUUGUAAUGCCCUCCUUUGAAGAAUUAGAUUCGUCCGUCUAUAGAAUGCUUUCCAGGAACCGUUCAUUCUCAAUGUCACUAUGUAAGAGAAAACGACAAAAUUGGCUUCCGCGAAUAGGAUCACCAUCUUCAAGUUUGUGUACGCCGAUACCAUGAAAAGGAUAUUUUCGUUCACGGUGCAUGAUACUCCAAACCUUCCAUGGCGACAAACCAAGAUCAGCACUAACUUUCCUAGUAGUUAUAGUGGGAUCAUCUUCAAACGCUUGGAGGAUUAGAUCUUCGGCUUCAAGAGGAUAUCGACCUGGAUUAACACCAGGUUCAUUAUGUGUUACACUUCCAGUCUCGUAAAGAUGUCGGUAAGUAUUGUAAAACACUCUGACAUUAGGCAAUCUUCUCCCAGGAAAUCGCCUUUUGUACAACCGUCGUGCUUCUAGUCCAUUACCAUCUGCUCAUACUCAUUACCUCAUACAUGUAAACGAUAUCUGCGUAUUCUUCGUUAAUGAAAGUAGCCAUUUUACAAACUAAUUAAUUCAGGGUUUAUGGACUGAAAUUCACGAAUUACUAUUGACUUGUUUGGAAAGAAAUAAAGCAAGAAUGUGUGGAAUUUAGUUUUGUCAUGCACGCAAGCACGUUCCUUCUCAUCAGUAUCACAAAAAUAGGAAAACAUGAAUUUAUUAGAUAUGUAUUUGUUUACAGUCAAUUUGUUUUUCUUUUCUCUACCUUCAGAGAAAAAACAACACUGUCAGGUAUUUAAAAUCUAUUUCAUAUAGCCUGAUGUUCUUUCAGUGAUAACAGGAACAAAAGGCAUAUGUUUUCAAUAAAAAUCGAAAAUCUCAAAUAACUCGAAAACCGUAAGACUUUUUGGCUUAGAGAUUCUAAAUGGUCUGUCCUAUCACCUUCCCAAGACUUUGUAUCGACCUUUCUAACGCCCUGUAUAAAACUCUAGAUUCAGAUUCAGAAUAUCAGUGAUACAAUGUUGCAAUAUCCAGUUUCUAAAGCGAGAAUGUGACACCCCUACAAUAAAUAAUAAUUACUCAUAGUGACUGAUCAGUAAUAUGAGAAAAAUCAUAUGUACCCCAUACUGAGAACCUUUUUUGGGUUGAAGGAUUCAAAAGAUACGAGUUUAACGGAUUGUUGGUAUUGAUUCCUGAUAUGGUUCCCAUUAGAGUGAUGGUAUGCAAAAAAGGGACAUUUUUUAUCCAUACUUAGCACGUCAGUCAAUUCACCUAAAUUAGGUUAUUCUCCAUCCACAUCAUGCAGUUUUGAAUUCAGGUAGUCGCAAUUACCUGGAAAUAUUUGAAAAAAUGUCAUUUACAUCUAAUGUAAAUUUGCAUUCCACUUAGAAGGGGUUAUAAUACAUAAAUGUGAGAUUGUGAAAGGUGCAUAAAAUUUGUAUGCAACAACAAAUAACAAUUCUCAUCUAAAAACAAGCUAAAUCUCGAAAUUGAAGCUUGUUGAUUUUUACCAAAUUGAGUUAUAUAUUUCCAUUGGAAGAUAGAUGAAUAUAGUUCAAAUUGUACAGUAUUAUCCACUUUUCAAUACAGCCUUCCACCCAAUGCCACAUUGUAGUUAGAAUCCAGCAAUUUCAACAUUUUUGAGUAGCUUGACCAAAAAUUACAGCAAUAAAAGUCACUUUAUGUACCUGCAGGUUGUUUCACAACCUAAUCGAAAAAUUUUAACUACAUAUGCACUGUUCUGAAAGAAGUUGAUUUCUCAAAAAAAUGUAAUAAGUCUUACAGAAAUCGAGAUAAUAAAAUAAUACAGUUUAACAGUUCACUUACUUAUAAAAGCUGUUCAAAAUUGUUUCCACCUCCUUCCUGCUGUGUCUGAAGGCUCAAAUUAUCGGCAGCCACUGUGAUUCGGACACGCAUUUUUCCAAUAUUCUGAACUGGAGUACGAUAUACCUCGUUUUUCAAGUAUCCCGAUAGAAAGAAGUCUAGAGGAUUUAGAUCGGGAGACCGUGAGGGCCAUGCAAUUGGUCCACCCCUUUCGUAUCUGGAAUACCUGAUUCAGACGAGAAGCCGCUCGCGAAUUUAGACCUGCUUCUCCGUACGCUAAAGAAAUGUCCACUAACUCCUCAUUAGUGUACACAUGUACCAUUUUUAUUAAUAAAUAACUAAAAACAUAAACUCGCAAAAUACUUACUUAUUUAACUUCACAAAAAUCGACCGUUCUUCAUUCAGAUCACCCACGUUACAGAUUAAACCUUAUUUACACGUUCUUAUUAGUAUGAAAAAAACAAAAAAUUCCUGGUAUUUUGUUCUCGUCAAUUGUUUGAUACAACAUUUGCUACAAUAAAUUAUUAAUGCGUGUUCUAAUAUCACGACGAUAAACGCAAAAUACAGAUAUUUAUUUUUCAAUUUAUUAUUGAAACUUAGGUUUAUAACUUAUUACAUAUAUUUUUUUUUUUUUGAGUAAUCCACUUCUUUCGUAACAGUGCAUAUGUGGUUAAAAUUUGUCGGAUAAGCUGUGAAACACCCUUUAUAAUGCACACCCAAGAUAUUUUUUCAGAUUUAAUAAUAUAAAAAAUAGUUGUAACAAAAUAUGUAGGUUUAGUUGAUGAUUUUUCAGUUAUCCAACCUCAUUGUACAGAUAUUUGUUUCUUUAGGGAAGCUGUUGCUUUUCCCACUAAAAAUGCCUGUAAAUAGUCCCCAUUUUGGUAUCUGAAACAUGGGAAGCAUUUAUUGAUUGGCCUUGUACAAUGACGCUUCAAAAGCUAGCGUCGCACUUUGAUACGGAGACAAGUGCUCCCGACAAACUGCUGACUAAAGUGUAGCAAGCGAAAAUAAAAGGGUCAUUCUAAUGAAAGUUGUUAUAUCUACAGAAUUUUAUUGAGUUGGCUAAUUUAAUUCCUUAUCUAUUUUCCGGGAGCGGACGCAUAGUGGGGGGAACUCAAUCGAUCGCCGCGCCCGCGCUGGACAAAUAUGGAAACAUCAUCGAACAAAAGUGCAAAUAUUUCUCUACCAUCAUUUGCCAGAUCAAAAAAAAAUGUCAGUUUGAAAUUCAAAUUGAUCCGAACCGCAGAUCGUUUAAAUAUCUGUUAUUUCCAUUAAUAUCCACAAGCACAAAUAAUUUAGUUCCGCGUUAGCUCACUUUUUAACGAAAAAUUAUGCAAAAUUUGAAACGGUAUGUGACAUCUGUAUACCCUUGGGUGUUUUACGAUUCUCUUUCCGUUAUUGUAAUAUUUGCAGUGCAGCACAGAAUUGCUCAAAUCCGAAAAUAUAUCAUUUAGUCGAUUUUUAAAGGAUACUGAUAUGUUGAAAAAGUGAUUAUAUUAAUGAGAAGAAGAAAGAUUGGAAGUCCAGAGGUGUAAAUCUGAUAACCGCUAUUUUACAUAAUAUUACUACUAACAAUUUACAAAAGAAGGGUUUUUCCAGAUCUACUAACCUUAGGCAGUUCAAAAACAAGAUUAACAAUGUUUCUUUGGGAUCCUCAUAUCAGCCCUGGCAUUUAGGCUUAGCCAGCGCGGCUCCUUAUGUAAAAAACUUAUUUAUUCUUGCAACUCUGUCACCAGCAGAGAAAAUGUCGAGAAAACUCCGUAUCAAAGUGCCACACUAGCGCUCUACACGGACAUUGUCAGGACAAAUACAUUUCUUUGUAAUGUAACUUUAUUUCAAUGUAAAAUAUUUUACGAAUGUGCAAAACAUUACGUUAAAAGUUUAAUUUUAGAGUAUUAUUGUACAUAUUUUUUAUUUGGAGUUGUAUGUUAUAUACUUAUAAGGUGUUCAGAUAUUUUCAAGGCCCAUAUUUUUCCUGAAUUGAAUAAAAGAUACUAUGUAUUCUAUGAGUUCAUAUGAUUUAUGUAAAAUUUUAUAUGUAACUUGCCUCAGAUUGGUAACUGGGAGUACAAUCAAUGAUUUGUAAUACAUACUGACCUACUUCCAUGGUUGAUUCUCUUUAUUAAAUGAUAUGGAACAUAUCAAAUCAG